UGGCAACCCGGUUUCCAAUCUCCUGCUUAUUCAUCAUGGCGUCUGAAUCUAACGAUGGUCGUAUCCAAAAAAUGGAAGUGGACUUCAGUUCUACUGUGGAAGAAAAAAUUCCUUUAUGCGAGACACUUGCUAAGCAAGGUAAACUGACAGAAGCUAUUGACAACUUAAUGUCUCUUGAGAAGCAGACAAGGACUGCUGCUGAUACACAUUCAACAAGUCGCAUAUUGGUUGCUAUUGUUAAAAUAUGCUUUGAAGCAAAAAGUUGGGAUGCCUUAAAUGAAAACAUUGUGCUUUUGACUAAAAAACGAGGUCAGAUUAAACAGUCCGUGACUAAGAUGAUUCAAGAGGCAUGUAGCUAUGUUGAAAAUACGCCAACAAAAGAAAUCAAGUUAAAACUCAUAGACACCCUCAGAUCAGUGACUGCUGGAAAGAUCUAUGUUGAGAUUGAAAGGGCAAGGCUGACCAGAACACUGGCUAAAAUUCGUGAAGAUGAGGGGGACAUAGCUACAGCAGCAAGUGUAUUGCAAGAGUUACAGGUUGAAACUUUUGGAUCUAUGGACAGAAAAGAGAAAGUUGAGUUCAUUUUGGAACAGAUGCGACUGUGCCUUGCCAAAAAAGAUUACAUCCGCACACAGAUCAUCAGCAAGAAAAUUAGCAUCAAGUUUUUUGAGGAUGCAGAUACUGUAGAUUUGAAAUUAAAGUUCUACCAGCUUAUGAUAGAGUUGGACCAGCAUGAAGGAUCUUAUCUGGCCAUCUGUAAACAUUACCUAGCCAUAUACAACACUGAACAAAUUAAAAAAGAUAAAGAGAAGAUGAAAGAAGCUUUACGCUGUGUGGUGCUGUACCUAGUCUUGGCUCCCUACGACAACGAGCAGUCUGAUUUACUGCACAGAGUUGCACAAGACAAAAAUUUAGAAGAAAUUACUUUUUAUCAAAAAUUUUUGAAGAAGUUUACAACAAACGAGAUAAUGAAUUGGACCUUUUUGUGUCGAGAUUAUGAGAAGGGACUUAAAACUGGAGACACUGCCACUUUUGUUUUUAGCACAAGUAGUAAGGUAGAAGGGGGCGAAAAGAGAUGGGCAGAUCUCAAGAACAGAGUUGUAGAACAUAACAUCCGAGUGAUGGCCAAGUACUACACAAGACUCAGGAUGCAGAGGAUGGCAGAACUGUUGGAUCUUUCAGAAAAUGAGACAGAAGAGUUCCUCUCCAACCUAGUGGUGAACAAGACAGUCCAGGCCAAAAUAGACCGUCUAGCUGGUGUGGUCAGCUUCAGCCAACAGAAAGAUCCCAACUCCGUGCUGAACGCCUGGUCUUGUCGUGUCUCUGAUCUUAUGCAGCUCAUCCACAAAACCAACCACUUGAUCAACAAGGAGAACAUGGUGCAUAGACUUGUACCCAGUUAAGUUUUAGCACAAUGGCACACUUUGUUCACCUGCCUACCACGCCUGGCUUCACACUAACUGGGGGGGGUUUCAAUUUCUGCAACAGAUCUUUGGAAUUCACUGUAAUGGCCUGCUGGUAGUACAUUUCAAUAGUAUUGUACAUUUGAUUCACAAAAUUGUUUGUUUAUUCAAAACUGAAUGAAUGGACAUAAAGAGUUAGUUGGCUGAUGGUUGCUGUAUAUGAUGUGUAUGCAGUGGCUCCUAAUUAGGACCUUAUGAAGAAAUGUGCUUGUCCAAUCUAGGCCGUAUUUGGUACACCAGUAAUUGUUGUUAGAUCUCAUAGUGGCAGUGGAAGAUUUCAUCAGAGUGCAGUUAGAUUUUUUUUAGGGUUCUAUUUGUGAUUGGUCUAUUUAUAAAUUCUAAGCUGUUAAGAAAUUGUUUUGCUUAUUACGGGAAAAUUUGUUAAUUGAUCA
Molecule: messenger RNA, 1855 nt
Organism: Physella acuta
Lineage: Eukaryota; Metazoa; Mollusca; Gastropoda; Physidae
Product: 26S proteasome non-ATPase regulatory subunit 12
Cellular component (GO): cytoplasm; proteasome regulatory particle, lid subcomplex
Source: RefSeq, a predicted model, not a curated record